UGGUUUUUCUGGCCCGUGGAAAGUGUAACGGUGUUUGUUGGCUCGUGGAAGACAGCUCGUUGGCACCGCAGUGGGAAGUGGAUACUACCUUUCCCGGAGGAGUGUGCGAUUUCGAGAAGACGCAGCAGCGCCAACGAGGACAGCGGAUGCCACGGGAUGCCAGCCUCUGCCGGCAGCGCUGCUGACGGGGCGAGCGGCGGCGCGCCCAGCUGCGCGCGCAUCGUGCCGGCGCUGGUGGCAGCGGCCGCGCUGCUCGGCUGCGUCCUGGCGGACGCGGACCUCGACGUGGUGGCGUCGUUCGAGGAAGGCCGCUCGAUGGUCGGCACGGUCCACAACCUGGCCGUGUUCAAGCCCCGUGCCAAGCACUGCAUCAAGAACGUCAUCAACUAUCGGGACGCCCCGCCGGACAGGAGAGGGCGCUUCCACAUACUGCUGGGCCGUAUGGUGGAGUACGUCGACCAGAUGACGGAGCGCAACUACAACGCCAAGAUCAGGCUGCUGGCCAGGAGCGGUAGCAUGCUCCACAAGAAAUUCAGCGAUGCGUUCACGCGGUGCGUCCAGGACCCGUGCUCGCAGCCGCCGGAGCCUGGCUGGUGCCUUCAGAACAUGGUGAUGUUCUACUAUGACCCGGACAGGGGAUCCUGCAACGAGUUCACCUACACCGGCUGCGGCCGGAACUUCAACAACUUCCUCACUAAGCAGGAGUGCCGCAAGAUUUGCAUCGAAGGCCGGACGUGACAAGGCCAGUAAACACGCGAGUUGGGCGACGCCGAGGACGUUAUUGUUAAGCGCACGAACGCAGCACGCAAGCUAGUCAGCACGGGAACGCUUUUGCGGAAAAUAAAAGAGCAGUCCAAGUGGUCGUUUUCUUAAAAACAUUCAUUUUUCACGCGCUCAUCGAAACAGCAGUGCGCAUGCGCCAUUGCGAUGCGUGCCCG
Dermacentor silvarum is the source of this 938-nucleotide messenger RNA. RefSeq names its product BPTI/Kunitz domain-containing protein 3. The transcript is spliced from 5 exons. Gene Ontology annotation, molecular function: serine-type endopeptidase inhibitor activity. NCBI's taxonomy places the organism in Eukaryota, Metazoa, Arthropoda, Arachnida, Ixodida, Ixodidae. The record is from RefSeq and is a predicted model, not a curated record. The coding region runs from base 157 to 738 and encodes 193 amino acids.